Molecule: messenger RNA, 1998 nt
Organism: Coturnix japonica (Japanese quail)
Lineage: Eukaryota; Metazoa; Chordata; Aves; Galliformes; Phasianidae
Product: parvalbumin beta-like
Cellular component (GO): cytoplasm
Molecular function (GO): calcium ion binding
Source: RefSeq, a predicted model, not a curated record
GGGCAGCUCCCUUGCUUUGUGCUGGGACCUGUGUUACAACUGUCCCACUCAUCAAACCUGGCUGCCUGCAGGAGGCAGCAGCAAAGGAUGAUGAAGGAGAUCAAUACAAACGCUACCCACCGCUGUUUUUUGUUUUGCAGCAGCGCUGACAUGGCUCUUGCUGGUAUCCUGACAGAAGCUGAAAUUGCUGCUGGCCUACAGAGUUGCCAAGCUGCCGAUUCAUUCAAUUACAAAACCUUUUUUGUCAAAGUGGGUCUGAACUCCAAGUCCAAAGACCAGCUGGCCAAAGUCUUCGGGAUUCUUGAUCAGGACAGGAGUGGUUUUAUUGAGGAAGAUGAACUGAAACUAUUCCUGCAGAACUUCUCAGCUAGUGCCAGAGCUCUGACAGAUGCUGAGACCAAGGCAUUCCUGGCAGCAGGAGACAGUGAUGGAGACGGUAAAAUUGGAGUGGAUGAGUUUCAGGCCUUGGUCAAAUCUUAACAAGCAGCCAAAAGAAAGACCAAGAUACCUGCACCAUAAAUAAACUUUACUAUUGCAAGUCUGUUAUUUAUGCUGUGCCCUGAAAGGUCAUGAACAGUUGGUGGCAAGUGACUUCAUAUUGCUAGAAAAUACGUGCAGUAGUGCAAGCUCUACUUAGAUCUUGUUCCCCAGCAUCUUAACCAGAAGGUCUCUAUACUACUGGGAGACUGAGUUGGAAUCUACUCCACUCAUUGGAAUGUUAAAAAUGUUAAGAGGAGAAGUUAAAACCAUAUCUUCAGAUCAUUUUGUGUUCAGCAUUUGCACAAACAGCUGGUAUCUGUUGUAAACAAUCGGAAUUAAUAAAAUGUCUGGGUAUAAAACCUCAUUAUGCUAACUGGUAGCAGUGACACUAUCUCUGUAUAUCCCAGAUGUGUAAUUAAUGUUCCAUAUGUUUUUAUGCCUUUCUUUAUGCAACUGAUUAUGUUUCAUAUGGUACUUAAAUGGCAGGACUUCGUGCUAAUUAAGAUAUUGAUUGUGAUAUAAGAUUAAAUGGAUCAAAAUGAAUCCAGAUUACCAAAGCAGAACUACAUUCAAAAUCCUCCUUGGAAUAGCUCACAUUCACGUCCACCUGAUGGCACUACUGCUCCACUUACAAGAAGUUAAAGCAGCAUUCUUUUGAAUUAAUUCAAGUCGGAAUAUUUUUACUAUCCCAUCUGUCCACUUCUGUUUAUAACUCAACUUUCCCAGAUUGAAUUAUCUCUGAACACAGAAUGCUGAAUUUUUCUUUCCCAAAGGAGAGGUCCCCAUGCCUCAGAACCUGGGAGCAGGAUGGGAGUAGGUCAGAAGGAAGGUCCGUGGUGCUAGCUUGCGCCUGGAGAAUAAAUACCUUUCUGGUAGAUCCACUGAGGACACUGAAACCCCUGCAGCAGCAAAUCCCAGGCACAAAGCCCUUCCCUACCCACAUCCAACAUACCAGCUGUACCUAGUGAGUUACACACCAUGGCUCAGGGAAACAAAGGAGAAAAACCUGCACAGGGGUAGGAGCUAAGAGCCCAGCAUCCCGCUUAUCCACUAAGAGUCAUGAAGGGCUGCACGCAGAGCCAGAACAGAGAUGUUGUAUCUUUCAAUCAUAUCAAAACUUCCGCCAAAAUGAGUUCUUGUACGAUCAGUGUGAAGAGUAUUAAUUGCUGCUCUCACAGUUGUGAAAGUACAGGUAUAAAUACUUGUGAAGGGCGACACAAAAAAGUUAAUUAGGAAAUCAAUCAUUUCUUCUUGACAGGCAGAUUAAAUGGCAAGCAGGAAAUAGGAAAUAAGUGCAACAUUUUGGACAGUCCUCAUUAGCUAAGAUUCAUCUGGUUUGUGCACUGACUGCAUUAGGAUUCUGUUGAAAACGUGAGAGCAUGAUGAUGCUGUGACAAUUUCAUCACAGCACACACAGCAAUCAAAUGUUACAAAAGUCAACUAAUUGCUAACUUAUCACCUAACCAGAUCUUACAGUCCUUACGUUCUUUUUCACAUAUAUGAUAAAAACAAACAGAU